This is a messenger RNA of Kluyveromyces marxianus DMKU3-1042, 1836 nucleotides long. RefSeq names its product MFS transporter (gene TPO3). Gene Ontology annotation, cellular component: fungal-type vacuole membrane. Gene Ontology annotation, molecular function: spermine transmembrane transporter activity. The coding region runs from base 1 to 1836 and encodes 611 amino acids. Gene Ontology annotation, biological process: spermine transport; transmembrane transport. The transcript has a single exon. Lineage: Eukaryota; Fungi; Ascomycota; Saccharomycetes; Saccharomycetales; Saccharomycetaceae. The record is from RefSeq and is a predicted model, not a curated record.
AUGGACAACGAGGAAUUGCAAUCGAUAGAUUCCUAUGAGGAGCAAUUUCCUCAAUCAUAUGUACCUGCAGAGCCAACCCCAUACGAUGGUGCUGGCACUGGCAGUGGUACAGAACAGGGCAGCAGUCACUUGAGGCUUGUCCCCACAGAGACAGUGAAGUCUUUACAGGAUAUGGGUCUUACCUCCGACGUUCCUAUUCCUGAUGUGAAUGCCCCCACAUUUUCUGUUUCGAAGAACGCCAUCUUUCCAGAAGAAUAUACAUUAGAAACGCCUACAGGUUUAGUUCCUGUUGCUACGUUGCAUUCUAUCGGUAGAACGCCGACAGUAAUCUCGAGGACUAGAACCAGACAAAUUGAUAGACAGGAUGGUUCUAGCAGUAUCGAUGAUAAAAACGAAGAAGAAGGAGACGAUGAGUUCCCUAGCCACCUGGAUAAGGAUAUCGAGUUCGUUACCUUUGUUACAAACGAUCCCCAAAAUCCUCACAACUGGCCUCUGUGGGUCCGUUGGACGUAUACCAUCUUGCUAUCCAUUCUUGUGAUUUCUGUUGCUUACGGUUCAGCUUGUAUCACAGGUGGUUUGUUCACCGUGGAAGACAAGUUCCACGUCAGCGAAGAAGUCGCUAUUUUGUCAUGUUCAUUGAUGGUCAUUGGUUUCUCAUUGGGUCCAUUGAUUUGGUCUCCAGUGUCUGAUCUAUUUGGUAGACGUGUUGCCUACUUCAUUUCUCUUGGACUUUAUGUUAUUUUCAAUAUUCCAUGCGCUUUAGCCAAAAACAUUGGUACUCUUUUAGUGUGUCGUUUCCUUUGCGGUGUGUGGUCUUCUUCUGGUCUAUGUCUCGUUGGUGGGUCCAUUGCUGAUAUGUUCCCAGCUGAAACUCGUGGUAGAGCAAUUGCCUUCUUCGCUUAUGCCCCAUACUGUGGUCCGGUGUUUGGCCCCUUGGUUAAUGGGUUUAUCUCAGUUUCAACCAAGAGAAUGGACCUAAUCUUUUGGGUGAACAUGGCAUUUGCUGGUGUAAUGUGGAUUAUUACCUCUUGCAUCCCAGAAACUUAUGCUCCAGUUAUCUUGAAGAGAAGGGCAAAGCGUUUAAGAGUGGAACUUUCCAACCCUAAGAUCAUGACUGAACAAGAAGCUCAAGGUAUGUCUGUUUCAGAGAUGGUUCGUGAGUGUUUGUUAAGACCUUUGUACUUUGCUGCUACAGAACCAGUCCUUGACUUGAUGUGCUUCUACGUUUGUCUAAUUUACUCUUUGCUAUAUGCCUUUUUCUUCGCUUACCCAGUUAUCUUUGGUAAACUAUACGGUUACAAGGAUAAUCUCAUUGGGUUAAUGUUCAUUCCAAUUUUGAUCGGGGCCUCUGGUGCAUUGGCCACCACAUCUUACUGCGAGUCGAAAUACGUGGCUUUGACACACAAGCGUAAGCCAACACCAGAAGAUCGUUUAGUCGGUGCCAUGAUCGGUGCUCCAUUUGCUGCCAUCGCAUUAUGGAUCUUGGGUGCUACUUCGUACAAACACAUCAUUUGGGUUGGUCCAGCUUCUUCUGGGUUAGCCUUUGGUUACGGUAUGGUGCUUAUCUACUAUUCCUUGAACAAUUAUAUCAUCGACUGUUACGCAAUGUACGCUUCUAGUGCUCUAGCUACUAAGGUGUUCUUGCGUUCUGCUGGUGGUGCCGCUUUCCCAUUAUUUACCAGCCAAAUGUAUGAUCGUUUGGGAUUGCAAUGGGCUUCGUGGUUACUUGCAUUCAUUUCUACUGCAAUGAUCGCCAUUCCAUUUGCCUUUUACUACUAUGGUAAAACCUUAAGAUCCAAGUUAUCGAAGAAGGAUUACUCUGCCGAUGCUAUGUGA